AUGGCAGAGACUGCAGUAGCUUAUGUACUCAAAGAGCAGUCCUCCUUUCUCCUGCAUCAGGGCACUAAUUUGGGAGGAGAACUUCACAGAGAAGUCGAGUUUGUUAGAGAUGAAUUGGGAAGCUUGAGGGCUUUCCUCAGAGAUGCCGAAGCUAAAGAAUAUGAUGUUUUUGAGCUUCAAGAAUGGAUCAGGCAAGUGCGUGAAGUUGCUUAUGACACAGAAGAUGUUCUUGAUGAAUUCAUACUGCGUUUUGCUCAUCAUCAAGCUAAUGGCUUCCAUGGCCGUGUUCAAAAAAUCUAUUACUCAAUCAAGAAUCUAAGGGCUCGCUGUAGGAUUUCUUCCGAGAUGAAAAAUCUCAAGUCCAGAGUAAUUGAUAUUUCUGAAAGACACAAGAGAUAUCAGCCCAUAUAUGGUAAUCAGGGAACCUGCUCUAGUUCCGCUGCAGGCUCUAGUUCUACUCCUGCUGCAAAUCUAGACAAUGACAUUCGUGAGAUUUCAAUCCUACUUGAUGAAGAUAAACUUCUCGGCAUCAAAACACCCAAAGAAGAGCUCAUUUCACGUGUCCUAAAUAAUGAUUCCCACCUUAAAGUAAUUGCUGUUGUGGGGAUGGGAGGGCUCGGGAAGACCACCCUGGUGAGAAAAGUCUUCGAAGAUACAGCUGUAAAAACGCAAUUCAAGAUCCGUGUUUGGUUAACUAUUUCUCGAACUUUUGAUAUCAUGGUGAUUCUCAAGACCAUGAUUCAUAAAAUUUUUUAUGAGAUCAAUGAACCAGUCCCUCAUCAACUGAUGAAUUCUACAGAUAUCAUAAGGUUGGGUGCAUUUGUCAAAGACUUUCUCCAAGAUCGAAGUUACAUUCUUGUCCUUGAUGAUGUGUGGAGUGAACGUUUGUGGGAUGCUCUUAAAAAUGUAUUGCCGGAUGGCAAUUUUCAUGGUCAAGUUAUAUUGACCACACGGAUAAUUCAUGUUGCCAAAGCAGCUCGUUUUGGAUCACAUAACUAUAUCCACUGGAUGAAGCCUCUUUCUGUAAAGGAUUCCUGGACACUUUUCUGCCACACAACAUUUCAAAGCGAUCACUGUCCCCCACAUCUACAGCAAGUUUCAGCAAGAAUAUUGAGGAAAUGUGAGGGCCUGCCCCUUGCAAUUGCCACUAUUGGUGGGGUAUUAGCUCUCAAAUAUAAGGACAGAAUAAAUGAUUGGGAAACGAUUCUUCGUAACCUUGGUGAUGAACUUGAUGCUAGUGCUAAACUUGAUCCAAUCAAAAGGAUACUCCUCCUUAGUUACAAUGACUUGCCCCAGAAUCUCAAAAACUGUUUCUUGUAUCUAAGCAUUUAUCCUGAAGACGCCUUAAUAGGUGUGGAUGAUAUGCUUGACAAAUGGAUUACACAAGGAUUUGUGGAAGAGAAAGAAGGAAUGUCAACUUUUGAUAUCGCUAAUCGGGGCUUCCAUGAACUUGUCAACAGAAGCUUAGUUCAAGUGCAAACAGCAUAUUGUGAUGGAAUAAAUUGCUGUCGAGUUCAUGAUUUUUUGCGUGACAUGAUUGUUUCCAAAGGCAGGGAGCAGAAUUUCAUAACUAUAGCCGUAGGAAAUUACAGCGGGUACAAUGGCCGUAUAUCAGGACCGGUAGUAUCCAAGUUUUUAUGUGGUGGUUCUAAGUUGCUAAAGGUGUUGGAUUUAUCGGAGGCACCAUUGGAAGAUAUCCCAAAGGAAGUUUUCAAAUUAUUCCUUCUCAAAUGUCUGUGUCUUCGAAGAACAAAAGUUCGGAUCAUCCCCAAAUCUAUUGGGAAGCUUCAGAAACUUGAAAUUUUAGAUCUAUUUUACACCAAUGUAACAAAGAUACCAGUGGAAAUUCUGAAGCUGAGGAAACUUCAUGUCCUUUAUGUAGGUCGAAUAGAAAUAUCUGCAGAAUAUCACGGUCUACGUGGCUUUAAAUCCCCAGAUAAAAUUGGAAAGCUUCUUUCCUUGGAGAAUUUGCAGGCUAUAGAGGCAGAUAAUGAGAAAAUUUUGAGAGAAAUAGGGAAGCUAACGAAAUUGAGAUCGUUAAGCAUUACAAAGCUAAGAAAAGAAGAUGGCAAGGAGUUCCUUUGCUCUCUGGAGAAGCUCACCAAUCUUAAAACAUUGGUUGUCCAGUCAAUUGAAGAUGAUAUGACCCUUGAUCUACGGCAUCCCAUUUCUCCAACGCCUCGACUUCUCGAAAUUCUUUCGUUGCAGGGGCACAUAGGGAAUAUACUACAAUGGGUAUUAUCUCUCCAAAGCUUAACCAAUUUGGUUUUGGACAACAGUGGAUUAAGGGAGGAUGAUGGAACAAAAGGGAUAGGAUCCCUUCAAGAUUUACCCAAUCUGAUAGAACUUACCCUCCAACAUGCUUAUGAAGGUGAGAUGCUACUUUUUAGGGCAGGAGGAUUUCGAAAGCUCGAGAAAUUGUCCAUUACAAGUUUAGAAAGGUUGAAAUGGCUGAAGGUGGAAAAUGACUCCCUGCCUAGUCUCCAAAGGCUAAGCAUGACAGACUGUAAACUACUAGAGGAGUUGCCUUUGAGCGCUGAAAACUUGAGGAAGCUGGAAUCCCUUUUUUUGGUGGAUAUGUCUGAUGGAUUGGUAGAGAAAGUGAUGAAUUUGGCUGAACAAAGCGAGCUGUAUCAAGCUCUAAAGAACAUCCCUAUAGUUCGCAUAUCUCGCCUUAAAUGUAUGGAAAAUAGCAGAGUGCGAACCUUUGUCCCAUAG
Messenger RNA from Coffea arabica (coffee), 2718 nucleotides. Lineage: Eukaryota; Viridiplantae; Streptophyta; Magnoliopsida; Gentianales; Rubiaceae. The record is from RefSeq and is a predicted model, not a curated record.